UCAACUUCCGUUUAGUCUCAACUCUCAAAGUAAGGAUCCACGAGCAACAUGGCCGCCGGUCACUUAUAUUUCUAUGUAUUAACCGCUUUGCUCGCUUUCCAUUUCAUACUAGCAGAGCAAAACCCAGAACAGGGAGAAAACGAUGGAAACAGAAAAUGGUCAAUAGGCAUUAUUCAUAGACGUUUGGCCAACGAAACAAGGGAUCAGGGCCGACCUCGUCCACCCAGAUCUCCAUUUUCCUUCCUGCCAUCUAUGGGUUCUUGUAACUAUACUACUGAACCCGGUUUCACUUGCUCCGGUUGCAGCACAGUGAAGGUCUGUUUACCCAACAACGUCAGCAUCAGCCGCACCUGUAGUAUCUUCCUUCCAUACUGUGAUAACGGGCAUUGUGCCUCCUCGCCUAGCGCCUCGUGUAAUGGGACCGCUUCCGCAUAAAGCUCUAAUAGAAUAUGACCCAAUCUUACAUAAUAUAUCCCAAUUAAUGCUGAAAUUAUUAUUUAUUUAUGGAUACCAAAGCAUUAAACUAUAUAGUUAUUGAA
Molecule: messenger RNA, 539 nt
Organism: Colias croceus (clouded yellow)
Lineage: Eukaryota; Metazoa; Arthropoda; Insecta; Lepidoptera; Pieridae
Exons: 4
Coding region: 49-435 (128 amino acids)
Source: RefSeq, a predicted model, not a curated record